ACUGCGCAUGCGCAUGACUGAGCUCAGUCGGAAGCGAAGUCGAGCUAAUCUAAAGGAGGUCUCCAUCAGAAACCGAAAAUAAAAGAGCCAUGUCAGGAUUUCUGGACGGAAUCCGAUGCGGAGACUGCGAGUGCAAUGUGGACUGGGGCGAGAGAAGAAACGCCAUCGCUUCUGUAGCUGCUGGAGUUCUGUUCUUCACAGGGUGGUGGAUCAUCAUCGAUGCAGCCGUGAAAUAUCCAGAUCAGGGACAGUUCCAUCAUGCCUAUCACACCUGUGGAGUCAUCGCAACAGUGGCUUUUCUCAUGAUAAAUGCUGUUUCAAAUGGCCAGGUGAGAGGAGACAGCUACAGUGAAGGCUGCAUGGGACAGACAGGCGCACGAGUGUGGCUGUUCAUCGGCUUCAUGCUGGCCUUUGGUUCUCUCAUUGCCUCCAUGUGGAUUCUGUUUGGAGGAUUCGUAGUGCCUCAGAAAGCUGUUGUGUACCCGGGUAUUGCCAUCUUCUUCCAGAAUGCAUUCAUUUUCUUUGGGGGCUUGGUCUUCAAGUUUGGACGUACAGAGGAUUUGUGGCAGUAAUGGACUUUUGUGUCUUUGUGUGUCCGCUGUUAAACACUUUGCUUUCUGUAUGGUGUGAGACAAUGCUUUAGUGGUUGUCCACUUUAUAUAUAAAUAUAUAUAUAAACUUUUUUAGCAUUGAUUUAAAAUGUUUAAUUUAAACUGUUUUCUGUACAAUGGCUAAAUCGUGGCUAAGCACAAACUAUUCAUUGUGAGUUUGAAUAUUUGGCACAUCUUCAAAUGUAGCCCUGUUAAGUUUGAAUGGUUCACAGCUUGUGUAUAACAAAAAGUGUGUAUUCUGAAAGCACCAAACUUCAUACACACUGAAUAUAUUUGGGCUUAAUGUUUUAAGACACUGCACGCACGGGCAAAUACUGAAUGUAACCGUAUGAGGUUGUUCGUGUUUCUCUUGAAAUAACACUCUGAACUCUGAAGCUUUGCCAUCAUCCACAUUUAUUGUUCAUGGUUAGUUUUGCUUGGACUUUAAUGACCAGAAAUCAACAAAGGUUUCACAACUGUAUAUUUUGUUUGCGUACUAGAGAUUUGUACUUUACUGCAACACUUCAAUUUUGCUUGUUUAACAGCCGAACCAUGACGUCAUUGUCCGGCAAUCAUGGCAGCAUUAACAUACACAUACCAAACAGUGAAUAAAUCUUUCAUUCAUCGUU
Molecule: messenger RNA, 1219 nt
Organism: Solea senegalensis (Senegalese sole)
Lineage: Eukaryota; Metazoa; Chordata; Actinopteri; Pleuronectiformes; Soleidae
Gene: tmem50a
Product: transmembrane protein 50A
Exons: 7
Coding region: 90-572 (160 amino acids)
Biological process (GO): protein targeting to vacuole; late endosome to vacuole transport via multivesicular body sorting pathway
Source: RefSeq, a predicted model, not a curated record